AUGGAAAGUAAAGAAGUAUAUGCUGAUGAGAUUUCUGAAAUUGAAGGUGAAUCCAGUGAACUUACUAGUGAUAGUGAGACAGAUAGUGAUGUAAUGAUGCAAUACCAGGAUGAAAGAGCAGCUGAGCUCAGCAGGGAGCAGAACGAGAAAACCAUCCGGAGCACGCAGACCGCGCUCCGCAAUUUCCCUUAUUCUACUAAGCUCAACAAAUUUCCUGUGUUUAAUAUUAAUGAUGACUUGAAUGAUCUGUGUACCAGUGCGGUAAGCCCAAACACUACCAAAGCCACACGUUAUGCUCUGAAUGUGUGGCGAUAUUGGUGCAUGACCAACGGGCUCAAAGAUCACACGGACAUCACCAAGAUCCCUGCAGUGAAGCUGAACGAGCUGCUCGAGAACUUUUAUGUCACCGUUAAGAAGAGUGACGGCUCAGACUUCCUGGCCACCUCACUCCAUGCCAUUCGCCGAGGCCUGGACCGCAUCCUGAAGAAUGCAGGUGUGGGCUUCUCCAUCACCAGCAGCACCUUCAGCUCUUCCACCAAGAAACUCAAGGAGAAGCUGUGGGUGCUGAGUAAGGCGGGCAUGUCAGGUGCCCGUUCCCGCAACAUCGUCUACUUCUCCCUUUCUGAUGAGGAGGAGAUGUGGCAAGCAGGUUGUCUAGGGGAUGACAGCCCUAUCACCCUCCUUUCCACUGUGGUCAAGUACAACAGCCAGUACCUGAACAUGCGGACGCUGCAGGAGCAUGCAGACCUGAUGUAUGGCGACAUUGAGCUGCUCAAAGACCUGCAGAACCAGCCCUACUUCGCCCGGACAGACAGUGUCAAGCGCGAGAGUCGGAGUGGUUCCACUAGGGCCUGUCACGGGAAAAUCUACCAUGAACAUUCCAGGGGGCACAAACAGUGCCCUUACUGCCUCCUCUACAAGUAUAUGUACAUCCACCGGCCGCCCACCCAGAUGGAGGCCAAGUCCCCCUUCUACCUGACCGCCAGGAAGGAGGCCUCAGACAUGGGCAGCGUGUGGUAUGAGGAGCAGAGGAUGGGACUGCGGUCUCUUCGGGGAGUUGUCCCCAACUUAGCCAAGAAGGUCAAGCUGGAAAACUGUGAGAACUUCACCUUCGUCUCCUUUACUCAGGUCUCCAGGAGGCUUGGCUCCCACAGCUGCUGCCAGUGAGCCCUCCCUGGGUCUGGGCCACUGCUCUGCUCACUCUUGUCGGCAAGCGCUCCCUCGGCCGCCACGGCCAGAGGCCGCGGCUGGAGUGCUGAGAAGGCCGGGGAUGCCCGGGCGUGGCUUCAGUGUGGCCUGCUCUUCCUUUGACUUGGGGUUUGUUUUUAAGUGAAAGUAGAUGAGUCUGAAUAAUUUGGAUGUUUUAUCCAAAUGUGUGUCACCUGUGUCAACUUUUAGACUCGAACACAAUGUAUAAUAAUUGCUACAUGCAAGAUUGAGGAAAUUCAUUCUAUUUCUAGUGCCUUUUUAGCACGGGUUUUCUCAACAAAAAAGAAAGAAUGAAAGAAAAAGAACAAAAAAGGAAAUUGUUUAAGUAGUCAUUUAAAAAAAUCCCAGUAGCCCAGUAGCUUUAAAAUGUUAUGAAAACUAUACACUUUGUGAAUUACACUCACAAUAAGGAACUAGGAGAGAGGCAGACACGUUAACUAUUUCCAGGAGAAAAUUUGCACUUGACA
Molecule: messenger RNA, 1676 nt
Organism: Carlito syrichta (Philippine tarsier)
Lineage: Eukaryota; Metazoa; Chordata; Mammalia; Primates; Tarsiidae
Product: KIAA1958 ortholog
Exons: 4
Coding region: 1-1167 (388 amino acids)
Source: RefSeq, a predicted model, not a curated record